Molecule: messenger RNA, 1224 nt
Organism: Entrophospora sp. SA101
Lineage: Eukaryota; Fungi; Glomeromycota; Glomeromycetes; Entrophosporales; Entrophosporaceae
Source: the annotation of a GenBank genome assembly
AUGAAUGACGAUUUGAUUGAUUAUGAGGAGGAAGAUGAUGUUACCCAUUCUGAACUUGUUCAGCCAGAACAAUCUAUUGACAAUGGUCAGGAAGAAAACGACGAUAAAAAAGAUACAAAGGGAAGUUAUGUUGGUAUUCACUCUACUGGAUUCAGAGAUUUUUUAUUGAAACCAGAACUUUUACGUGCUAUUGUUGACUGUGGUUUUGAACAUCCAAGUGAAGUUCAGCAAGAAUGUAUCCCUCAAUCAAUUUUGGGAAUGGACGUGUUGUGUCAAGCUAAAUCUGGUAUGGGAAAAACAGCAGUAUUUGUUCUUGCAACACUUCAACAAGCGGAUCCUACACCAGGAGAAGUGUCUGUUGUUGUGCUUUGUCACACUCGUGAAUUAGCAUUUCAGAUCAGAAGCGAAUAUACUAGAUUUAGCAGAUAUAUGCCAGAAAUCAAAACUGAUGUUUUCUACGGAGGUAUUCCGAUUAGAGAAGAUUAUAAAAAAUUAUCAAGUAAAGAUACUAUUCCACAUAUCCUAGUAGGAACACCUGGAAGAGUGUUGGCAUUGGUCAACGAUGGACAUCUUAAAGCCGGCAGUGUUAAACAUUUUGUACUCGAUGAAUGUGAUAAAAUGUUGGAUCAAUUAGAUGUUCAAGCAAUCUUUCGUAAAACACCACAUAGUAAACAAGUAAUGAUGUUUAGUGCUACUUUAAGUAAAGAAAUUCGACCGAUAUGUAAAAAAUUCAUGCAAAAUCCAUUAGAGAUUUAUGUUGAUGAUGAGGCUAAACUUACAUUACAUGGUCUACAACAGUAUUACAUCAAGUUGACUGAAGGUUCAAAGAAUCGCCAGUUAAACGAUUUAUUAGACACGCUUGAAUUUAAUCAAGUGUGUAUUUUUGUCAAAUCUAUUCAACGAGCGAAUGAAUUAAAUAGGAUUGCCAGAUAUAAAUCAUUUAAGGAUUUUCAAAAAAGAAUAAUGGUCGCCACAGAUGUUUUUGGACGAGGAAUUGACAUUGAACGUGUUAAUAUAGUCGUUAAUUAUGAUAUGCCUGAUGGUCCUGAUAGUUAUUUGCAUAGAGUUGGUCGUGCAGGACGGUUUGGUACUAAGGGAAUUGCAAUCACUUUUGUAGCCGAUCAAGACGACGCAGACAUUUUAUUCAAAGUACAGGAAAGGUUUGAAGUAAACAUUACUGAAAUGCCAGCCGAAGUCGAAGUAAACGAUUACAGUAAGUUUUAG